Messenger RNA from Pelobates cultripes (western spadefoot toad), 270 nucleotides. NCBI's taxonomy places the organism in Eukaryota, Metazoa, Chordata, Amphibia, Anura, Pelobatidae. The record is from the annotation of a GenBank genome assembly.
GGGCCAUCCGUCCCGAGCAGACAUCAUACCUGGCACAGUCCAGCCUCCGAUAGCUGCAAGAUUGAAGUGCAGGCUUUGGGCCUACAAAGCACUGGCCUUUCCUAGCUUGGACUCACUCCUCGGCGGAGCACUCCUGAGCUACACAACAGACACAGCAGCACAACCCCUGCAGACAUACCCAGCCUCUACUUCAGCCAUGGGACACACAACCCAAAAGCUGAUGCUGGGAGGGGUGCCAGAAUCUCGGGACAUCAGCUCCAUGCUUCAAAA